Messenger RNA from Beta vulgaris subsp. vulgaris (sugar beet), 1386 nucleotides. RefSeq names its product metal tolerance protein 10. The transcript has 6 exons. Gene Ontology annotation, cellular component: membrane. Bases 93 to 1229 code for a protein of 378 amino acids. Gene Ontology annotation, biological process: monoatomic cation transport; transmembrane transport. The record is from RefSeq and is a predicted model, not a curated record. Lineage: Eukaryota; Viridiplantae; Streptophyta; Magnoliopsida; Caryophyllales; Amaranthaceae. Gene Ontology annotation, molecular function: monoatomic cation transmembrane transporter activity.
AUAAAAAGAGGCAAUAUAUCUACACACACUCCCACUAAUACUAACUUCCAUUUGUCAUACAAAUUUUGGGCAACUCUAAUACUUGUAUUAUUAUGGAGUCGGAACCCGAGUUAAAAGACACCGAGUCAUGGCGACUCAAACUCAACUCGUUCCAACUCCCGGAAACUCGCCCUUCGUGUAACUCCCGUCUUAGCCGCCUUUUCCGUAUUCGAAGGAAACAAGGAAAAGUUGCCGAGUAUUACAAGAAACAAGAAAGAUUAUUAGAAGGCUACAAUGAGAUGGAAAACAUAACUGAAACAGGUUGCUUUCCUGGAAGUAUGACAGAGGAUGAGAUGAAGCAGCUUGCAAAGAGUGAGCGGAUGGCAGUAAACAUAUCCAAUGCAGCUAAUGUGGUUCUUUUUCUAGCCAAGAUAUAUGCAUCCAUAGAAAGUAGAUCAUUGGCAGUCAUUGCAUCAACAUUGGAUUCACUUCUUGAUCUUUUGUCUGGUUUUAUUCUAUGGUUUACUUCCUACGCCAUGAGAAAACCAAAUCAAUACUACUACCCAAUUGGAAAGAAAAGAAUGCAACCAGUGGGAAUUAUAGUAUUUGCAUCGGUCAUGGCUACACUGGGGCUCCAAAUACUGUUGGAGUCGGGCCGUGACCUCUUAACCAAGACGGGGCCUAAAAUGAAUCAUAGACAAGAGAUGUGGAUGGUCGGAAUUAUGGUUUCCGUCACAGUAGUCAAGUUUGUUCUCAUGAUCUACUGUCGCAGAUUUAAAAAUGAGAUUGUUAGAGCAUAUGCUCAAGAUCACUUCUUCGACGUUGUUACAAACUCUAUUGGUUUGGCGACUGCAGUUCUUGCUAUUCGAUUUUACUGGUGGAUUGAUCCAACUGGUGCCAUAAUAAUUGCUUUGUACACAAUUAGUACAUGGGCAAAAACUGUCAUUGAGAAUGUAUGGUCACUGAUUGGAAGAACCGCACCACCCGAAUUCUUAGCCAAGCUAACUUAUCUUAUAUGGAAUCAUCAUGAAGAGAUUAAGCACAUUGACACGGUACGAGCAUACACUUUCGGUUCCCACUACUUUGCAGAAGUUGACAUUGUGCUACCAGAAGAGAUGCCUCUCAACCAAGCACAUAACAUUGGCGAGACACUACAAGAAAAGCUCGAGCAACUCCAGGAAGUAGAGCGAGCUUUUGUGCACAUCGAUUUCGAAUAUACACAUCGGCCAGAGCACAAAGCAAAGGUUUGAGCCUUAGGGAGUCCCGAGGAAUUGACUGUUGAUGAGGAUAGGAAUUCAUACUACUAGCUAGCUGGAACAUAUUUUCUUUGGCUUAGUCUAGUUAUUAUAUGUACACUAUGACUUCAUACUAUUAAUCAAAUGCCUGAAAAUUCCUUUCCAAUUCUAA